UAACACCUAAACCGACUGCCGUGGUUUCGCGCUGUAUUUCCCUGGUAGCAAACUAUAAAAACCAGCGAAUUGGAGAAGUUUGGCAAAGAGCUCUCUCUCUCUCGGCUAACAUAUCGAUACUCUGUUUAUUUCAUUUUCCUUCUUGAUCUCCUUAGUACUCUCUCUCCCUCUCUCUCUCUCUCUCUCUCUCUCUCUCUCUCUCGCCUGGAAUCUUUAUUCCUUUUUUUUUUUUUUUUUCCCGCCCUUAAAUCUCCAAAGAACUGGUUCUGUGAACUCUCUUAUUGGACGCGACAAACCUCCAUAAAACCGGCUUGGUUCUUGAAGAUUAGGGUUUCGGAGGUGCUCCUUUUCCCUCUUGGUGCAUCCACUGCCUGAUUUUCUUGAGAAACAGAGCAAGGAAGAGACUCUGGAAAUGGCCUCCUGGUACCUACGCCAUGGCAGUGCCAUGCAGGUGGGGUCGAACUUUACCAAUCAAUACUAUCCGGUUCUUCUGGUUCAGCCCGAUCUUGUGCAUAAGUUCUACUCCCUAGGCAGCACCAUGAUUCUGGUAGAUGGCAAUUCAAGCAAUUCUGCCAAUGAUUUCAUGAAAAUUCAUAGACUUCUCAUGUCACUAAAUCUUGCUGCAAUUGAGAUCCAGACCACGAACUCUCUUUAUUCUUGGCAUGGAGGUGUUUUGGUGGUUGUUUCAGGAAUGGUUAAAAUCAGGGGUUUCAAUAAAAAGAGGAAAUUUGUUCAAAUCAUUUUUCUUAUACCUCUGGGAGAUGGUUACCUUAUUCUCAAUGAUAUCUUUCAGUUCAUUAAUGAUGAUGCAAGUGCAUACCAAAAUCAAGCACCCAUUCUGUUAGGAGGCAUAUUCGAUACUCAACCGAAUUCUUCUAGUGCUCUUCCGGAGCCACAUGCUUCGGACUUUGUUUGGGGGCAAGAUAUGCAUGACUCUGUGGAUGCAGUCCUUAAUCCAGUUGGUGAGUGUAGUCUUGCACAGCAACAGCAGCAAGAGGGUUAUGGGACUGAAACUGCUGGAGAAACUCCUGUAGAGGAGAACGUGUCUGCUUCAUUUCAAAGCAUGGCAAACAUUGUACAAGAAGGGCCCCCAGCUCCGGCCAUGGAAGAACAUGUGGGAGAGGAUCCAAAGAAAACUUAUGCUUCUGUUUUGCGAGGAUCUAAAGGACAGCCUGGACCAUCAUUUUCUGCCUGGCCAUCUUUACAGAGAAGUUCCCCAGCUACUUCAGAAUGGAAUCAUACACCACAACCUGAUGCUCUGCAUUCAAACUCUACAGUGUCAUUAGUGCCUCAAGCUAGGGUAGAUGUGGUGGAAUCUUUACACAGAAGCUCCCCUGCUACUUCAGAGAGGAAUCAAACACCACAGCCUGCUGCUCAGCAUUCAAACUCCACAUUAUCAUUAGUACCUCAAGCUAGGGUAGAUGCAGUGGAAUCUUUAUAUGGAAGCUCCCCCUCUACUUCAGAGAGGAAUCAAACACCACAGCCUGCUGCUCAGCAUUCAAACUCUACACUGUCAUUAGUGCCUCAAGCUAGGUUAGAUGCGGUGGAAUCUUUACACGGAAGCUCCCCUGCUACUUCAGAGAGGAAUCAAAGACCACAGCCUGCCGCUCAGCAUUCAAGCUCUACACUGUCAUUAGUGCCUCAAACUGGGGUAUAUGCUGUGGAAUCUUUACAUGGAAGCUCCCCCGCUACUUCAGAGAGGAAUCAAAGGCUACAGCCUGCUGCUCAGCAUUCAAACUCUACACUGUCAUUAGUGCCUCAAACUGGGGUAGAUGCUUUGGAAUCUUUACACAGAAGCUCCGCCACUGAUUCAGAGAGGAAUCAAACACCACAGCCUGCUGCUCAACAUUCAAACUCUACAUUGUCAUUAGUGCCUCGAGCUAGGGUUCAAGCUAGGGUUGAUGUGGCGGAAUCUUUACACAGAAGUUCCCCUGCUACUUCAGAGAGGAAUCAAACGCCACAGCCUGCUGCUCAGCAUUCAAGCUCUACAUUAUCAUUAGUGCCUCAAGCUGGGGUAGAUGCAGUGGAUGAGGGCUUGCCAGUAGAAAAAGAAGGUGAACCGAAAUCUGUCUAUGUGAUGAACUUACCUCCUACUAUUACCAAGAAAAAAAUCAGGAAGAAAUUCAAGAAAUUCGGCCACAUAAUACCCAAUGGCAUCUUGAUUACGUCACAGAAUCCUUGGUAUGUACAGGAAAGUUGCCGUGCUGUUGUCGAGUUUGAAGACCUUAUUAGCGUAAAAAAUGCACUCGAGGCCUCUCCAAUACAAUUGGCUGGAAGUGAAGUCUACAUUCUAAGGAAGAUGCCAGUCGAGAGCAGUACUUAUCAAGGAAGGGGUAGAGGAAGAGGAAGAGGAAGUGACCAAAUGACUAUCACAUGGGGGAGUUUUGGAUUACUGGGAAGCUACCCGGGAGGUGAUUAGGAUGGUGGUGGAUACAACAGACUGACAGGAAAUGAUUCUUAUUAGUGUGGUUAGUGAUGAUGAGAUGAAAAAGCCUUGGCAAUCAUUCAUGGGUCAAGCAUUUUCCUUCUAAUGGUUCCAGGAAAUAUGUCGUAGUUUUUCAGAUGUGCCAUUUUACGGGAUUGGAUUGUCAAGAAGCUUGUUUCUGUUGUUUCCUGCUGUAGUCACAAACGGUUUUUUUUUUUUUUUCUUUUUUAGUGACAAACAUUUCGUUAGUUUCAUGAUGAAUGAAGAGGAAUCGUUGAUGUUCUUUUCAUUGUGCUUA
Messenger RNA from Carya illinoinensis, 2723 nucleotides. RefSeq names its product nuclear transport factor 2-like. The transcript has 9 exons. Gene Ontology annotation, cellular component: cytosol; ribonucleoprotein complex. Bases 413 to 2419 code for a protein of 668 amino acids. Lineage: Eukaryota; Viridiplantae; Streptophyta; Magnoliopsida; Fagales; Juglandaceae. Gene Ontology annotation, molecular function: mRNA binding. The record is from RefSeq and is a predicted model, not a curated record.